Cannabis sativa is the source of this 1633-nucleotide messenger RNA. Its product is annotated as homeobox-leucine zipper protein ATHB-6. The record is from RefSeq and is a predicted model, not a curated record. Gene Ontology annotation, molecular function: DNA-binding transcription factor activity, RNA polymerase II-specific; sequence-specific DNA binding. Gene Ontology annotation, cellular component: nucleus. Bases 82 to 1125 code for a protein of 347 amino acids. Gene Ontology annotation, biological process: positive regulation of DNA-templated transcription. Lineage: Eukaryota; Viridiplantae; Streptophyta; Magnoliopsida; Rosales; Cannabaceae. The transcript is spliced from 3 exons.
GUAAAAAAAGUCAAGAGCUUUUGAUCUAUAAUAAGAUCUAUUUGCUCAGAAGUUUUUGUUAUUAUUUUCUUCUCAGUCAUCAUGAAGAGGCUUAGCAGCGAUGAUUCUCUAGGUGCUCUAAUGUCCGUCUGCCCAACUACAGAGGAACAUAGCCCGAGUAGCAACCAUAUUUAUGGUAGAGAAUUCAGGUCCAUGUUGGACGGUUUAGACGAAGAAGGUUGUGUAGAAGAAUCUGGGCAUGUCUCCGAAAAGAAGAGAAGAUUAAGCGUUGACCAAGUCAAAGCUUUAGAGAAGAACUUUGAGGUUGAGAAUAAGCUUGAACCAGAGAGAAAAGUUAAGCUUGCCCAAGAACUUGGUCUCCAACCAAGACAAGUAGCUGUUUGGUUCCAAAACCGCAGAGCUAGGUGGAAAACAAAGCAAUUGGAAAGAGAUUAUGGCCAUCUUAAAGCAAAUUACGAUGCCUUGAAGCUGAGUUAUGACACUCUUAAACAUGAUAAUGAAUCCCUUGUUAAAGAGAUAAGGGAAUUGAAAUCCAAACUCCAAGAUGAAAAGUCAGAGAGCAACAAUCUGUCGGUGAAAGAAGAGCUAGUACUUAUACAUAAUAUUGGACCAACAGAGUCGGAGAACAAACAAGUUGUUCCUCAUCCUGAUCAUCAUCAUCAUCAUCAUAAUAAUCAUGUUCUUCCAUCUGAGGAGUGUAAAGAGCUAAACUUUGAGAGCUUAAACGACACUAAUAAUGGUGUCGUUUUAGAGGUCUCCUCCAUGUUCCCUGAUUUCAACAAAGACGGUUCUUCUGAUAGUGACUCCAGUGCAAUUCUCAACGACGACAUAAACCUCAAUAGUAAUAAUAAUAACAGCAGUUGCAGCCCCAAUGCCGCCAUUUCUUCAACUGCCCUUCUCCAAAAUCCGGCUGCUUCGGCUCCGGCUUCGCUCAACUUCAACUGCUCUUCAUCUUCUAAUAAUAAUAAUAAUUCCUCCAACUGCUUUCAGUUCCAGAAAGCGGCGUCGUUUCAGCCUCAGUUUGUGAAGAUUGAAGAGCACAAUUUCUUUGCCGAGGAAGCCUGUAACUUCUUCUCCGACGACCAAGCUCCCACCCUUCAAUGGUACUGCUCCGAUCAGUGGUAAUUAAAGUAUAUUUUUCAUUUAAACAAUAAAAAUAAAAUUAAAAGAAGAAAAAAUUCCCAAGUGAAGUGAUUAUAGCUAGACUCCGGAAAGAGCGUCUUCUCCGAGAGAAAAAGCAGAGUAAUGGAUUUUCGUUUGAAAUUCACGGGGUGCUAUUACUCCAUUGUUGAAAGUGAAAGCUCGGUGAGCUGAAAAGAAAAAAAGAUGAGACUUUGGAGAAACCCAUUAUAGUACGGAGAAGUCCAAACUGGAUCAGAAGAGAGAGAAAGUGACAGAGAUAAAGAGAGAGAGAGAGGGGUUCACGUGGGGUGGAGGAGGGUUCGGUGGAAGGUGACGACCAAGGUUUUUCACCUAGCCAACCGUGUGCGGGAAUAUGAUUAGCUCCUAAUUAAAGGUUCAUCUGUAAAAAAAAAAAAAAAAAAAAAGAAAAAAAAGAAAAAUAAGUUCUUUUGGAGCAAGUUCCUGUAUUGGAAAAAGAAAAAUUAAAUAAUCAUAUUCUCGCUUUCUUUAA